Prorocentrum cordatum is the source of this 1287-nucleotide messenger RNA. The record is from the annotation of a GenBank genome assembly. NCBI's taxonomy places the organism in Eukaryota, Dinophyceae, Prorocentrales, Prorocentraceae.
CUUCCCCACCGUCCCUGAAGCGGGACAGUUCCCCCAAGAGCAACACGCAAACGGCGGCCGUUCCUAGGGACGGGAUGCGCCGUCCAGCGCCUCAUCAUCCUCCUCAUCCUGCUCCUUUGUAGCCAUUUUGGCUCAGGCGUCCAUCUUGACUCGAGCGCGACGCUCGCGUACUGUACGUAACAGUGCACAGCCGUCCUCUGCCGUCGCGGCCAUGGGGCGCUUUGCCGCGGCCGCCGCGGCUCUGGCCGCCGCCCGGCCCGCCGCCCUGGGGCUGCAGGUCCGCGACGACGCCGAGGCCACCCACCCGAACGUGGCGGUGUGCAUGACCACCAUCCCGAGCCACCUCACCACCGCGAAGGGCUUCGGCGCCCUGGAGGAGAGCCUGCGGUCCGUGCUGCUCGAGCAGGACUACCCCGGCAGGAUCACCGGGUACCUGGCCGUGCCCAGCAGGGCCUCCGUCCGCGAGGGGACGGGGUACCCGGAGAAGGAGGCGCAGGAGCUGAUGAGGCUGAUGAAAGGGAGGCUGGUGAUCGUGCCCAUCGAGCACGACGUCGGACCCGCGUCUCGCUACCUCGGGUGCGCCAAGAUGGUCUCCAAUCCGGACGACCUGAUCGUGGCGUUCGACGACGACAUCUCCUACGAGAACUCUACGAUAUCGAGCCUCGAGUGCGCGAAGCGUCACGACCCAGAGUUCUCGUGGACGGGCCACCGUUUCAUGGGGCUGCGCGGCUUCCAGACUGGUCAAGGCGCUGACGGUUUCAUGAUGCACGCCAGCGACCUCAACGGUUUCGAAGAGUUCAUUGAGUCCGUUCACAAGCCCUGCUUCAAGGUCGACGAUCUCGCCGUGUCGGAGUGGCUGACCAACUACAAGAAAAAACCCGUGAAGGCCCUCGAGGAAAAGCAGCAGAACGUUGACGCCUGCGGACUGGUGAAGAUGCCCAUCUACAAGUCGAACUGCUGGAUGGCCCCCGACAAGCGCCAGAAGAGCGGUGAGCGCCGCAUCUGCCGCCCAGUCAUCCAGAGCGUCAACUCCUUGCGGAACGACCACGCGUCCGGCGGUCGUGGGGAAGACAUGAAGGUGUGCACUGACGCCCUGGCCGCCAGGUGCUCCGCCACCGACAAGUCAGAUUGCGCGAGCAGGUGAGUGGGGCAGGCGCAGUCGCCCCCCGGAGCCAUCCGCCGCGCGCUCCGCGCGAUCUUCCUAGCAUGUGCUUCCCCCGUUUUCUAGCAGCAGUUCCCGCCCAGUUCAUCGACGUGCGCUGCAACCGGCUGGCUUAGCAGACAAAG